Messenger RNA from Microcebus murinus (gray mouse lemur), 1615 nucleotides. RefSeq lists its product as uncharacterized. NCBI's taxonomy places the organism in Eukaryota, Metazoa, Chordata, Mammalia, Primates, Cheirogaleidae. The record is from RefSeq and is a predicted model, not a curated record.
GGACUGAUUGCCAGGGAGUACACUAAUGCUUCACGUAUGUUAAUCACCUUACAGUUUACGAAGCACAACCAUAUCCCAGUCUCCUUUGAUCUUCCCUCCAACCCUUGAGUUAGGUGAGGAAGGUAACAUAACUUUGCUCGAUUCACCAAGUAGAAAACUGAAGUUCAGAGAGGGGAAGGAUCUUGCCCAAAGUCACACUACAGGGAGGAAGCAGUAGAGUCCCGACUCGGCCAGACAAGCAGGCACAGCAGAUUGGGGUGCGGCGUGGAUUCUUCUAAGCUGGGGUCACCAUCUCCUGAAGGGGGAGAGGAGAGUCCCAGCCCCCGCCCAAGGAUUUGCGCCUGUUCACGAUGAAUCACUCCAAACAUGUUUGUCACCUAUUUGUGCUCUUCCAUCACCGCUUCUCAACUUCACUUUCUUACUUCUCUUCGGGGGCCAAACUGGGGAGGAAAGGCUCAGCGCCGCGGGGCUGCCUACGUCUUCUUGCAAGAGGCUUUCUGGUGUCCUAUCGCCUACUUCCCACACGAAUGUCCCGAAGCCCAGCGACUAGACUGAGAGGCCACGGGUGCGAGACCACUGAUUAGACCGGCUUCUAGUUCUCACCCCCUGGCAAUUCUCUGUGUGGACGUGCAGACGUCACGUUCCUUCCCUAGUGUGCCCGUCUAGAACUUGUCCCCGGCAGACCUCUCAGCUUUCUACCCGCUCUGCCUGCCAUAACGAUUCUGAGAUCCAGUGCAAAGACGGCCGGGCGCUGGGGCGCGCGGACCUUGCCCACAGCUCGGUCUGGGCCGCACACUGCUGGCUCAGCCGCCCGUUCCCUCUCAGGACUGAAUAGUGGACAUUGCACCUGGGGAAGGAAUGGCCACGCCGAGGUUAUUUAUUCUGACGACUCUUCCCGGAGGGAGUCACCGGAGCGGACCUGAGUUCCAGCUGAGCGCAGGGGACAGAUUCCUGGCUCUGGCUCUGGUCAAGCUCCUCCAACCCACCCAUUACAGGACCGGUUGUCUGCAAGUCUCUCUGAGGAUGCGACCAACUUGUCGCCAGCUUCCAGCUGGGUCCACGCCAGGACAGGUUUUACUUUCAUUUCCUCGGCGGUGCGCGCCUCAGACUGCCGGGGAGGUCAAGGACAGCUGGGCGUCGGCAUGCAGCCAGGGAAGAUCUCGUGGUCUGAACUCGUUCCUUCCAGUCUCCGCCAGGCCUGAGGGGUUCAGUCUGCAGAGAAUUCUGCGGCUGUACCUCGUUGCCUCCUCGCUGUAUCUUUCAGCAAAGUCCAGGAUUCCUGGGGGAAACAGUUCUCGCUUCGGGAACAGGAUCGCGAGGCGUGCUCUUGGCUCAAACUUCUUUCUGAGCUGCAGGCAGCUUCAACAAGGAAAGCAAACCAAGGAGUGGAGGGAGACUCAGUGGCUCGGCUCUGCCAGCCUCCAGUGCCCACGCCAGCUGUGUCGCGGCUGUGCCAGGAUCACACCUGAGAGCCUUAGCACGCGCCUUAUCAGUCUGGGUGCACUUUCUCCCUCUGGCACUUAGAGGUCUGUCGCUUUAGAAUUAAGCUAAUUCUUUCUUAAAGUUAAGUCCUGCCUGGAUUGGCAGCGCUGAGGAUUUUGCUAGAAAACCCGUA